Molecule: messenger RNA, 684 nt
Organism: Aspergillus clavatus NRRL 1
Lineage: Eukaryota; Fungi; Ascomycota; Eurotiomycetes; Eurotiales; Aspergillaceae
Exons: 1
Coding region: 1-684 (227 amino acids)
Source: RefSeq, a predicted model, not a curated record
AUGGAACGAGCACCACCAAAUAUCACCGCUCUCGUUGCGCUACAGAGUGGGCCUCGCGAAAAUGCAAUGCAGUUUAGACUGUGGCGACUUGAAGCAGGACCUUGUUGGCACCUCGUCAAAGAAGUUUGGACACCCAUGCGAGUUUAUCUGCCUCGGAGAAAAGUUCCCGCGGGGAUGCUGCGUGAUCUGCUAUCCAUGCAGCGAGUUCGAUCAGCCGCAUUCCGUGAGAAGAGGGCGAUGGAUUGGCUGACAUUUCAGACGUACGGAUAUUAUUCCAGUAACGCUUUUGGAAUGGAAUGCCCAGAUGUCGGAUGUAAUUCCAAGUUCCCUGCCUUAGAUGACUGGGUGAAACAUGUGCAGGGGUCCCAUGGUGGGCUCUGGGAUUCCGAUGGGAAAUGUAUGAUAAAGUGCCAUCCAAACACCCCAGCUGAAACAAGAGCUGUUCUGAGCAAGAAGCAAAUUCGCGUUGACCAGAGAAACGCUCUUUCGACCUCAUUGAGGGCGGGGAUUCAGGCCCAGUGGGCUGGAGAUGAGACAGAUGAAAAAGUUCUAUUCAACGACAUCCUGGUGUCUCAAAUGAAGGAACACGGGUUUCUCAAACCUAAUGAUAGUUCGGUGUGGGACUCUGAGUUGUGGGAAAACAAUCAUACUUUGUUUGUGUCUGAUUGCGCUUACAACCUAUAA